Hyaloscypha bicolor E is the source of this 1322-nucleotide messenger RNA. RefSeq lists its product as uncharacterized. NCBI's taxonomy places the organism in Eukaryota, Fungi, Ascomycota, Leotiomycetes, Helotiales, Hyaloscyphaceae. The transcript has 2 exons. The record is from RefSeq and is a predicted model, not a curated record. Bases 117 to 944 code for a protein of 275 amino acids.
AAGCUGAUCUGUUCCUUUGAACACGACGCGUCCAGGUUCAUCACUCAACCACUCUUCGGAAUUUCCAAUUGGUAUCCCGUGGCAGGCUUCCUUCGAGCAGUCCAAACAUAUCCACUAUGCUUCAGUCCUCGAGUCGACGGAUUAGCGCAACAUCGCCCCAAAAUCUGAUCACGUGGUCUAUGUGGAUUCCAGGGUACAGGUACCACCGUAGAUUCCGUAAUGACCCACGGUUUCACCCGAAUCUAUACCAUCCCAGCUUCUCUGUUGGAUUCCAGGUGCAAACUUCACCAGACGACACAAUCAAUAUGCUUCGUCAAAAAUACGUCCAACCUGGACAACACGUAGAUCGCUGGGAACGUUUGAGGGCAUUUUCAGCCUUUCCAAUGAAUUGUCAAGAGUUCUGCGAAUACAUACUAGCUGAGGUGGCGUCCAAGCAGGACCAAUUCAGUCUGACCAUUGGGCGUCCUUUCUAUUGGAGGCCAACACAACAGGAUCAUCCCUCUAUCAUUCGCUUUGCUAUAGCUCCAUCACCCAUUCUCCUGGAGCUGUACGACUUGCUGAGUGAUAAGUUUCUCCAGAUCCAAAAGCGAAUGCUCAAAGGUGGUACUCAUCAUGACCCUUCGAAGUUACCUUUCCGAACCCUAAAUCCAUCUCCAUGGCGAGCAGGCACAUACCUCCCUAGCGUUCGCAUUUGCAAGCUUCCGGAAAGGAUCCUUUUCAAGGGCCUCAAAGAAAUAAAGGAGCAGUACCCAGAUGGCGUUGGGGAGGUGAAGAUCACUGGAUUUGUUCUUAGCCGAGAUGCAAGGAAAGAACACUUCCAAAACCUUGGGGAUGGAAACGUGCCUUUCAAGUUCUUCCCAUUUCGAGAGACCUUGGAAAGAGAGAAAGAUAGUAAAAUUGCUACCGAUCCACAAGUUGGCACCCAGUCCGCGGAUGUCGAGUGAGAUGCUAGUUGCUUACACAAUCGUUCGGUUCGAUCACAUCACUGCUCGUUCCUCCGCUCAAUAAAUGUGCGGCUUUCGAUUCGCGCACGGUACGCAGGAUUGUAGAUGACUUUGCAUCCCACCCGAAGAGACUCGAGAUUCAGCACAAACUCCCCUGAUUGGGUCGGCAUUUGCUUGCCCUUCCUUCGUGGAAGAUGAUUCCACCACCUAUCAUGGGACCAAAGGUGUCAAUGGAAAUUAAUAAUCCAAGAUUCUGCAUCAAACUGGCACCUUAAUUUUGUAAUUAUUGUGAAAAAUCCGUUCGCAGAAACCUACCAGGAAGGCUCUCUCUCAGCUUGCUUUAGCUUGGAAGAAUUGUUCCGCGGCCUAAAGUGCUGG